Messenger RNA from Chilo suppressalis (striped riceborer), 1973 nucleotides. The record is from the annotation of a GenBank genome assembly. Lineage: Eukaryota; Metazoa; Arthropoda; Insecta; Lepidoptera; Crambidae.
UAAUCUGUGGUUUGAUCCCUCGUGUAUAAACCUUCUUGCGAUUUAUUUUUUUCUUGGAUAAACUUUAAGUUACGAUGGCUGCAAUUAGUCUCCUAAACCCUAAAGCUGAAUUUGCACGUGCAGCUCAAGCAUUGGCGGUAAAUAUCUCUGCAGCUAAAGGCAUACAAGAUGUGAUGAGAACUAACCUCGGUCCCAAAGGGACAAUGAAAAUGUUGGUAUCGGGAGCCGGUGAUAUAAAGAUAACCAAAGAUGGGAAUGUGCUGCUACAUGAGAUGCAGAUACAGCACCCGACGGCGUCGCUGAUUGCCCGCGCGUCUACUGCUCAAGAUGACGCUACCGGAGAUGGCACCACUUCCACCGUGCUGCUGAUCGGCGAGCUACUGAAGCAAGCUGACAUUUACAUCAGCGAAGGAUUGCAUCCUAGAAUCAUAACUGAAGGUUAUGACUUGGCCCGUGCUAAGGCUGUUGAAGUAUUAGAGUCUAUGAAGAUACCAAUUGAGGUUAAGAGAGAAAACCUUCUGGAUGUUGCUAGGACUUCUUUAAAGACAAAAGUUCAUUCCAAACUUGCUGAUGUACUGACAGAUGCAUGUGUGGAUGCGGUGCUGGCCAUUCGUACACCAGAUAAACCCGUUGAUUUGCACAUGGUAGAAUUAAUGGAAAUGCAACACAAGACUGCCACCGAGACAACACUUAUCAGAGGUUUGGUAAUGGAUCAUGGUGCGCGCCACCCUGAUAUGCCGAAACGUGUUGAAAAUGCUUACAUUCUCACUUGCAAUGUUUCUCUUGAGUAUGAGAAGACAGAAGUAAACUCUGGUUUCUUCUAUAAGUCUGCUGAAGACAGAGAAAAAUUGGUGGCCGCCGAGAGAGAUUUUAUCGACCAAAGAGUUAAGAAGAUUAUUGCUCUCAAGAAGAAACUCUGCGAUGGAACUGACAAGACCUUUGUUGUCAUUAAUCAAAAAGGUAUUGACCCUCUGUCAUUAGAUGCGCUUGCUAAAGAAGGCAUUGUUGCACUGCGUAGAGCCAAGCGGCGUAAUAUGGAACGCCUGGCUUUAGCGUGCGGCGGAACCGCCAUGAAUUCUGUUGAUGACUUAACCGAGGAAAGUCUUGGAUAUGCCGGCCUGGUAUAUGAACAUAUUCUAGGAGAGGAGAAAUACACUUUUGUUGAGCAAUGCAAAAAUCCUCUUUCCGUCACCAUUCUAAUCAAAGGGCCCAACAAACACACUUUGACGCAAAUCAAAGAUGCAGUCCGCGACGGUUUGAGAGCUAUCAAUAAUGCCAUUGAAGACAAAUGUGUAAUCCCAGGCGCUGGCGCAUUCGAAAUUAAGGCAAACGUUGAACUCUCAAAGUACAAAGAUACUGUCAAAGGAAAAGCCCGUUUAGGAAUCCAAGCCUAUGCUGAAGCCUUGCUGGUAAUCCCCAAAAUUUUAGCUGUGAACUCAGGUUAUGAUGCUCAAGACACGAUUGUUAAAUUGCAAGAAGAAGCACGUUUGAGUCCAGACCCUGUAGGGUUGGAUUUGAGUUCAGGUGAAGCCAUAAAACCUACAGAUUUAGGUAUUUUUGACAACUAUGUUGUGAAAAAGCAAAUCCUAAACUCCUGUUCUGUCAUCGCUAGUAACCUCCUCCUAGUUGACGAAAUUAUGAGAGCGGGUAUGAGCAGUCUAAAAGGCUAAUUAAUUUUUUUUUUCUUCCAUCGUAAUGGAGCUUCAUGCUAUAUUAGUUUCAAAUGUGGUAUAUAAAAUUUUAUUCCUGAUAUUCGUAAGCUAGCAAAGCAUAAGUACACACAAAGACUAGUGUAGCAUGAUUCAUUCAAUGGCUCUUGGCUUUAUCUCUAUAAUUUUGCAUUUUAUAUUGUAUUCAAUGCUAAUAAAUUUAGUUCUUUAUUUCCUUUACCUUAUUGUGUUUCGUAUAGUAUACGAUGCCUUAAUUAAUGCAAUUAUUGUAACUGUAUUAAUAAAAUAAUAUCUUAAUAUCAC